UAGGAAGCCAUAAAAUGGCAUGAGGUUUAGCUAGGAGCUAGGAGGAGCCAUGGAAAUGGCAAGAGGUUUUAGGGGGCUGGGCACGGCGCGGAAUGCUUCGGUUCCCAAUCCGUCGCUGACAGCCUUGGCGAGCACGCAGCUUCGCAUUCGCGUGGCAGCCGCUUUCUCUGUAGCCUCUUUUCACAUCGCGCUGCGAGUGGCGCUGCUGAGCCCGGCAGUGCAGCGACCCCGGGAUCGCCCACUGGGAGAGCGGCCGGGCAGCCACGACUGGCGGCGUCAUUGCCGUGCCACUGCCGCUCGCCACAGCCUUGCGCGGGCCAAGGAGGCGCGGAUCGACGGCGGUUGCGGGGGGGCGUGUGAAUUCGCGGCCAUGGGGUCGUGGAAGCGGCAGUGGGGGAAGCAGGCGCGGCUGCGCGGGCAUCGCGCGGAGGUGACGGCGCUGUGCGUGCACGCCGCCUCCGGCGUCCUCCUCUCCGGCGACAUGGAGGGUGAGCUGAAGGCGUGGAACCUCGCCUCGCACCGACCCGUGGCGCAGCGCAGGCUGCACGGGUCGCAUGCCGGCAUCAUCGCCAUCGCCGCUGUGCCGCCCGCCUCUGCUGCUCCCUCCCUCGCCCACUCCGUGCUCACGCAGGGUCGGGACGGUGUGGUGCGGUGCUGGGCGAUGGAGAGCGUCAGGUGUGGCAGCAGCAGCGCAUCGCCCCCUGCGCCCCUCUUCGCCAUCCCCACGGGCGCCUUCACCUUCUGCCGCAUGGCGCUGCCCGCGCUGCCCUCGCUGCCCUUGCUGCCCUCGCUGCCCUCGCUGCCCUCGCUCGCCCCUGGCUCCCACGCACACCUGCGUGCGUCACCGCCACCACCCACUCCCUCCUGCGCCCCUGCCGCUGCCUGUGGUGAGCCCACCCCAGCAGAGGAGCGGCGCCACCCCGCGGCGGCAGGUGGAGGGGAGGCGCAGGCAGGGGCAGGUGGAAGGGGAGGAGUGAGCGGAGGGCGUGGGGCGGCUGGAGGGGUGGGAGGGCGACCCGCGGGGCUGCUGUGUGCAGCGCUGGGAGCGGUGGGAGGGGGCAGGGCAGAUGGCAGCAGGGAAGGAGGGCUGGCGGGGGCAGAGGGGGAGACAGGCGAGGGCAGAGAGAGAGGGGAGGGGGUGGCAGCAGCAUUGGAUGAUUAUGAGCUGCCUGCUGUGCUGGCGACCCCGUGCGACGACAACUGCACUGUGGCCCUGUGGGACCUCCGCCACCCCACGCGUCGCGCGCUCUCCAUCGGCUCGCCGCAAGGCUUCCCCCAUGCUGCGCCGCACUCCUCCUCCUCCUCCUCCUCCUCCUCCUCCUCCUCUGCCUCUGCCGGUCUGCCCAUGGCGUUGCACCUCGUCCUCAAGCCCGCCGUCUCGCCCUCGCUCUUCCUGCUCGCUGGCUACGAGGACGGACGGGUGGCACUGUGGGACGUGCGGCGGCCCGACCUCCCGCUCACUGCGGCGCGCCUGCAUUCAGAGCCCGUGCAGAGCGUGGCUGCGUGGCGCACAGCGGCGCACGGCAUGUCAGGAGGUGCGGAUAAGGACGUUGUCUUCUUCCGCCUCUCCCUGUCAGAGGGCCGAAUAGUCCCCACGAAGAGGGUGCGGGGGCAGCACCCCGGCACGGCAGACGUGGCGGUGCACCCGUGUGGCGCUGCUGCCGCCUCGGCGGGGUGGGACGGCAGCGUGCGCCUCUAUGACUGCUCUGACCCAGAGAGGCCAAGACCCGCCGCCGUGCUGCACCACCACUCCGCAGCUGUGACAGCAGUGGUGUUCACGGCAGAUGGCCAGUUGUGCUCCGCAUCUCGAGACACCACCGUUGCUCUCUGUGGCUCCGGCUGAUGCACCAUGGGCCAGGGGCAUGACUCAUGCUCAUUUCCACUCUCCUAUUGUCUUGCCUAGGCCGCUCAUGAAGAAAUUAGAGCUGAGUGUUAUGCCCGUGUUGCUUGUGAAGGCAUUGCAUCCAUCCUGGGUACAUGUCACCAGCAUAUUGUGGAAGUCCAAGUGAUGCUACCAGCAGGAACCACGUUGUUCUGCCAUGGAGCAUCAAGGGCCCGCCCGCAUACUGGUUCACACGGGGCGAAAACCGGAAAAUAAAUUUGUUCACUGUACAGUAGCAUGAUUUACUAUGCUACUAUGUAUAAAAAUAACAGACGGGGAAAGGCAGAAGGGGGGCAGUUGGCGCAUUUCUUCUGUUGGGCGCGCACCCACUGGUCCAGGCACACCCACUGGUCCAGGAGGAACUGUUCCUAGCCGUGCAGCCAAACAC
Molecule: messenger RNA, 2270 nt
Organism: Closterium sp. NIES-67
Lineage: Eukaryota; Viridiplantae; Streptophyta; Zygnematophyceae; Desmidiales; Closteriaceae
Source: the annotation of a GenBank genome assembly